CUCAAUACACAUCAAUAAUUCUGGGUCAUUGUGUACUUCAUCUCGAUCCCACGAUCCUAGACUGUAGACAUUUGUCAAUUGUAUCGAUAGUCCUAGGCUAGGCUAAAAUGGCUGAAUUUGUUGGAAGCCAACGUAUUUUUGAUCAUAUCGUAAUAGGUGCUGGAAUAGAAGGCUCAUCGACAGCCUACCAACUUGCAAAAAACAAUAAAGUCGUACUACUUCUUGAGCAGUUUCCAUUGCCCCACUCACGGGGAAGCUCCCAUGGCAAGUCACGGAUCACCCGGUAUACUUAUGCGGAAGAGCAUUAUAUGGCCAUGAUGCCCGAGAACUUCAGAUGCUGGAAAGUUUUGGAAGAUGAAGUUGGAAAAGAGCUUUAUAAAAAAACUGGACUGUUAGGCAUACAAGAUGGUUUUGGAGAUGAAUACAAGGCAUCCCGUGAGCUGUUAAAGAGGAAUAACUUGAAAUUCUCUGAUAUUACUGCAACUGAUGCAUGCAGGAGAUGGCCAGGUCUGCGAUACAGCCCUAGCCACGGAAUGUUUCUGGAUCAAAAUGCUGGCAUUCUAAAAGCAGACCGUUGCCUAGAAGCUUUCCGUGAAAUGUUUUUAAAAUAUGGAGGAGUACUGCAAGACAGCGAGCCGGUACAAAGAAUAACACCAGGGACCAUGGUAACAGUGGAAACAAACGAGGCAACCUACAAAGCCAAGAAUAUUGUGGUUACCCCAGGAGCAUGGGCCUCUAAGCUUCUUCGUCCACUGGGCUUGCAUCUACCUCUAAAGGUUUGGCGUAUAAAUGUGUGCUACUGGAAAAUGAAGUGUCCGGAAGAACUUAGGAAUAUGCCAGUGUUCAUUGACUAUUCCGGUAGUCAUCAUGUCUAUGGAUUGCCUUGCUUGGAAUAUCCUGGUCAUGUUAAGAUUUGCUAUCAUGUUGGUAACGAAAUUAACGAUCCUGAACUGAGGGACUUAAAAGCAGGUGGUAGACAAAAUGAUAUUGAAACCUUGAAAGAAUAUGUGAGGGCGCACUUUCCAAGCUUAGAGCCACAGCCAAGUAUCAUUGAGACGUGCAUUUAUACUGUUACUCCUGAUGAUGGGCCUGUUUUGGAUGUACAUCCAGUCUACCCUAAUAUUGUCAUUGGCUGUGGAUUCUCAGGUCAUGGGUUUAAGUUAGCGCCAGUGGUUGGACAGAUUCUGUCAGAUCUCGCAACAGGAAGAAAACCGUCGUUUGACAUUUCUCACAACAAAAUAUCACGAUUUAACCUUCAGACUUCGCGCCUAUAACUAAUGAGAUCUUGCAUUAGUUUUAUAAUGGUGGACAUUAAUGGUGAAUUUUAAUGGUGGAUUCAAAUGGUGAAAUGGAGAGGGAAAGGGGUUUAGAUGCUGUUGGAAAUGCUGUUGAUAAGACAGGGCUCCCAAGUCGGAUGAAGUCAUUCCAUGUGGGAAGAUCUGGUUAAAUGAGCUUUCUCUCAAUAACACAUCCAAUUUUAUUAUUCUGCUCAUGGUGAUACCCAUCGUCACCGAUUUCUGUGAAACAGUUGAUAAAUAAAGUAGUAAAAACAUGCAAAUAUUAUAUGGAUUUGCGGAAGAUGCUUCAUUUUCUGAGAGGUUCGUUGGUGCUUGUGGGAGUGCUGGAGGCUGUCCCAAUUUCCGUGAGGCUCCCGAGUCUUGAUGAAGGUCAUACACUGAGUGUGCUUUCCAUAUGUCAUAUAAAAUAGAAGCAUGAAACUUCAAACAUGCUAUACAAUAAACUUCAAAGCUUUGAAUGCCUUAUACAAGACCUCCUUAAUAACCCAUUUAAACUAUGAAUAAACAAAGUAAUUUCGGGACGUCACUCAGUGAGUUAGUAUUAGUACAUAGGUAUGAAGGUAUAGCAUACAGCAGUGUUUAAAUAAGACAUCAAGAGUGUGUUGACUGGACAGCGAAACUAUAGCAUUCUUGCUAAUCGACCACCUUUUAUUUUUGUUCAACAUUUGAAUGGAGGUGGGGGGUGGGUGGUAGUGCUCAGGCACUCUGAGAACUCCUUGGAUACAUCACUGUUAUUAUCGCCUUUCAUCCUGAAUGUUCGUUGAAACGCUGCUUAGAUGAAUGAAGAAUUAAGUAGUGCUGUAUGUAAGCUAGCACAGUACUCAAUAUUUAGAAAUUUUACAUGAUAAUGUAUUGAUGCAAAUUUAAUCAACUGAUUUACUAUGAUUGCAGGUUUUACUAUACAUGAUAAUGUAUUGAUACAACUUAAAUAAACUGAUAGACUAUGUAGGUUUUACUACAAUAUCCAUAAAUAUUUUUUAAAUAUAUUUUAUGUAUAUGUUUGUCAAGGUUUAUAUUCGUUUUAAGUGAAUAAAAAUACCAUUACAUGAUAGCAAAAACAAUUGAUAAACAAGAUUCACUGUAUGCCCGGUGAUGUUGAGGUUGAACUCAGUGGUGGUGCCAAGGGGGGAGGGGGUGAGGCAUUAUUAGUUAAUGUUACAAUUGUAUAUAAUCUAUUUUCAUUUUACUGUAGUUAAAUAAUAUUUUUGUAUUAUUUUUUACUUUCUGUACUGCGAUUUAAUUAAUGUAUUAUGUAAAUAUCAUGCAAUUCAGCUGAUGCUGCCAUUUGAUUAUAAUAAUAAAAUUGAAAUUGAAAAAUAUUUCCCCUUCCCUGUCGGACAAGCCUUCACUCUCUGACUCCACAAUGAGAUAAUAACUUGCCUAUCCAAAUAACAUAAUUUUGAUUGCCAAUCCCUAAUAUUCUAGUCUUUGGACCCUAACGGACAUAUUUUUGUUGUCAAAGAUAGCAUCUUAUAUGUAAAAUGGAUGUCUCUUACUGCAUACAUAGCUUUGUUAUGAACUUCUGAGAAUAAUAUUUGAGAGCAUAUAUGAUAUAUUAUGGUAGUGCUGUAUUAUGUCACUUAUAUAUACAGCAUAAUCUAUAUAUUUACUUUAUAAUUUUAACAUUGAUGUAUAUUUAUGAACUUGUUUUCGAAAUAAAGCGAAUGAGUAUAUGAAUGAA
Anneissia japonica is the source of this 2979-nucleotide messenger RNA. Its product is annotated as peroxisomal sarcosine oxidase-like. The transcript has 8 exons. Lineage: Eukaryota; Metazoa; Echinodermata; Crinoidea; Comatulida; Comatulidae. Gene Ontology annotation, cellular component: peroxisome. The record is from RefSeq and is a predicted model, not a curated record. Gene Ontology annotation, molecular function: flavin adenine dinucleotide binding; L-pipecolate oxidase activity; sarcosine oxidase activity. The coding region runs from base 108 to 1274 and encodes 388 amino acids.